GUUUUUGUGGGGGGCGGGUUUGACACAGAGGUUUCGGAGUAGUUGGGGGGUGGGGGGCGUUCUCACGUGUCUCCACUUGUGUCGCCAUGCCGGCCGGGUUUCAGCAACUGGGAGGAGAGACGGUGACUGGAACCCUCGCCCUGUCAGUCUUCACUGCUGUACUGGGAUCACUGGAGUUUGGCUACAACAUCGGCGUCAUUAACGCGCCCCAAAAGAUUAUUGAAAAGGACUACAACACAACGUGGUUGCAUCGCUAUGGACAGCCGAUCCCUACUAGGACACUUACGUCCUUGUGGUCUUUGUCUGUGGCCAUCUUCUCCAUCGGGGGCAUGUUGUCCUCCUUCUGUGUCGGUUUUGUUUCGGAGUGGUUGGGAAGGAGGAAGGCCAUGCUCAUCAACAAUCUGUUUGCAUUCAUCGGUGGAAGCCUGAUGGGAAUGUCCAAACUGUGUCGCUCCUUCGAAAUGAUGAUCCUCGGGCGCUUCAUCAUUGGCUCCUACUGUGGUUUGGCAUCAGGCUUGACCCCCAUGUACGUGGGUGAAAUUGCACCAACCAGUUUGCGGGGAGCACUGGGGACGCUGCACCAACUGGCCAUCGUUAUUGGGAUUCUCAUUGCACAGGUUUUGGGCCUGGAGUCGUUACUCGGCAGUGAGGACUUAUGGCCUCUCCUGUUGGGGCUGACGGUGGUCCCGACCGUCUUCCAGAUGGGGCUCUUGCCUUUCUGCCCCGAGAGCCCUCGCUUUCUCUACAUAGUACGCUGCCAGGAACACCAUGCCAAGAGUGGCUUGAGGAGGCUCACCGGCCGCCAAGAAGUGGGCGACCUGUUAGCGGAGAUGAAAGAGGAGAAGAGAAGGAUGGACAUGGAGCGUAAAGUUUCCAUUGUGGAGCUCUUUCGCUCGCCUAUGUACCGUCAGCCCAUUGUCAUUUCUAUCAUGUUGCAACUUUCCCAGCAACUAUCCGGCAUCAAUGCCAUUUUCUACUACUCCACUAGUAUCUUCACCAAAGCCGGUGUACAGAGUCCCAUAUACGCAACAAUAGGAGCCGGCAUCGUCAAUUGCGCUUUCACCGUAGUGUCGCUCUUCCUGAUUGAGAGGAUGGGUCGGAGGACGCUACACAUGCUCGGACUCGGCGGCAUGUGCAUCUGUGCCAUCAUCAUGACUAUAGCACUCAGCUUAUUGGUCAGUAUUACAGAAUUUAGUCUAUAUGGUUGCAGCAAUUUCACUGACGCCCUGUUCUCAACCUUACAGGAUAGUGUUCCAUCCAUGAGCUACGUUAGCAUGCUGGCCAUUUUUGGAUUUGUGGCUUUCUUUGAGGUGGGGCCGGGUCCAAUCCCAUGGUUUUUUGUGGCCGAAUUGUUUUCCCAGGGUCCCAGACCAGCCGCCAUGGCAGUGGCAGGGUGCUCCAACUGGACUGCUAACUUCCUUGUUGGCAUGUGCUUCCAGUAUAUUGCUGAUCUUUGUGGUCCGUACGUCUUCCUGAUCUUCGCCGGUCUACUGCUUUUUUUCCUGGUCUUCACGUUCUUUCGUGUGCCUGAGACGCGAGGCAAAACCUUUGACCAGAUUGCCACCAACUUCCAGCAGCACUCUGAUGGAAUGAUGGACAUGAAUAUGGACAAGACCAGCACAGAACUGGACUACUUAGGGGAUGAGAUAACCGACUAAGACCAGUCUGGGAGAGAGAAAGAGACUCCUUGUGGUGAAAAUGUGUAUUGUUUCAAAUGGUGUGUGGUGUUCUCCAAAUAUUUCUAAGCAAUUUCCUGCACUUUAACGCCAAGUACUGCAACUUUUAGCAGCUUGUUCAACUUCUGCACGUCUGUUUAUUUUUGUAUUCCUUAACAUAGUGAAUCAAAACUGGCAUCAAUAAAUCGUACAAGUAAACGGUCUUGUUGAAAACAUUUAAAAUAGGCUGACCAUAUUCUGAAAUCCCAAAAAGAGGACCCAUAUGCGUGCCAAGGCGGGCAGCAUGCCAAGGCCGGGACUAGGUGAAAAUGUGCCAAUGAUACACGAACUUGCUUUAUACAUAAUACAUUUAUUUACAUAAAGCAUUUUUUCUCCUCUGUUGACAGCAGUGUUGGCGCUAGGAAUUUUCAAAAUGGGGUUCCACAGUAAAUUUUUGGGGUCCCACUUUUUUAGUAAGCGUUUUGGAAAAAAAAUUAUAAACGUAUGCAUUAUCCUGUUACAUCUCACAUUCUAUAUUGUGUUUUGGAAAAAGGUUGU
This is a messenger RNA of Nerophis lumbriciformis (worm pipefish), 2213 nucleotides long. Its product is annotated as solute carrier family 2, facilitated glucose transporter member 4-like. Gene Ontology annotation, cellular component: endomembrane system; plasma membrane; perinuclear region of cytoplasm. Gene Ontology annotation, biological process: dehydroascorbic acid transport. Lineage: Eukaryota; Metazoa; Chordata; Actinopteri; Syngnathiformes; Syngnathidae. The record is from RefSeq and is a predicted model, not a curated record. Gene Ontology annotation, molecular function: D-glucose transmembrane transporter activity.